CAGCCCCCACUGCUGGGCAGCCCAGGCCUGUGCAGAGGACAGGGCUUGGCUUCCCUCCCACAUAUGAUGGGAAGCUGGGGGGAGCAGGGGAGUGGGGAGUGAUGUGAUCUGAUUUAUGGUGGUUUGGAAGCAUUGCUCUGGCUGCGGCAAGCUGUGUGGAUUGGAGGGGCUUGGGAGGAAGGAGGGGGAGAGGCAGGAAGAGGCGACUGCAGUGGUCCAGGCGGGAGAUGAGGUACCUUGCUGAAUGCUCAGAGCUCUCUGUGCACCCAGCUGGCAUCUGUCUACUCCACCUCCCAGAAAAAGCUUUCCUGACCCCACCCACCCAGCCUCUCCCCACCCCUCUGCCCCAGCCCAUCACCCUGUGGGUUUGUCUGCUGGGCUGUGAACAGCUGGAAUCCCCAGCGUCGCCCCACCCAGGACCCGGCCUGCAGGAGGUUUCCAGGAAAGCAAGGCAGAUGGGUCCAAAAGCCCCGCCUUCUAGGGCUGCACACACAGCCACAGGCGUGCUCUUCGCAUGUGUCCCCACAGACAGGCACAGACACUCAUUUGCAUCUGGGGCAAGGGCUUGGAGGGCAGGGUGGAGAUCUGGGGACAGGAGGCGGUCUAGAGCUUGCGAAUGGUGGGAAAGCCUCCUCCCGCAGGGUGUGUGGGCCACGGUGUUCACAGGAUAAUAACAACCUUAGCAAGACCUUGAGGUCUCCCCUGUCCUGAGCGCUGGCCAGGGGGAAGAGAGGGGAGCAGGGCCCAGCCCCGACAACUCCCUGAGGAGGUUCCUGGGCAGAGGCUCUGCCCCAGGAUCCCGUGGGGGAGCCGGCUCCAUCCUCUUCCUGACCUCCUGGAACUUUGGCUGUGGCAGAAGGAAAGAGCAGGACAGGACGGAAGCAAGCUCUGGAAAGUGGGAAGAGGAGGGUGUGUGCGGAGACCCAAGGCAGGCGGGAUCCAAGCUUUGGAACGUUGGAGGUUUCCGGCCACAGAGGCAGGGCCUCGGGGGAGCCAGGAGAGGCGGGGAGAGACACACACAGAGGAGCGGAGACCAACGGACCACGGACGAGACAGGAGCUGGGAGUUGGGAGGAGAGGGACCAGAGAGAAGCUGGGAGAGGCACGGACCAGGGGGCUGGUGGUCUGCACACACUCCAGUCCCCAGAAACAUCCCUCUCCUCAGAGACAUCCUUCUGCAGCCUUUGGUGCUCCGAGCCCAGCCUGAUGCAGGCAGCCUGGCUCCUCGGGGCUCUGGUGGUACCCCAGCUCCUGGGCUUCAGUCAUGGAGUUUGGGGAGCCCAGAGGGAGCGGGAGGGGGGAUGCGCUAGCCCCCAGGAGGAGGAGCGGGAGAGGGAGGCCCUGAUGCUGAAGCAUUUACGGGAAGCCCUGGGACUGCCUGCUAGGAGGGGGGACGAAAAUCCUGAGGGAAACCCUGGAGGCAAAGGGGCCUGGGCGACUGAGAAGGACGGUCAGGGGGAGGAAGGCGAGGAGGAACCAACCACAACUCCCUACUUCAGCCCCAGCCCCUCUCCCACCUCUGAAGACACCUUCACUUAUAUCCUGGGUCGCCUGGCCGGCCUGGACGCAGGCCUGCACCAGGUGCACGUCCGUCUGCACGCGUUGGACACCCGCGUGGCCGAGCUGAGCCGGGGUCUGCGGCAGCUGCGGGAGGUGGCGGGUGACACCCGCGACGCCUUGCAAGCCCUGAAGGAGGCGCAGAGCCGCUCCGAACGCGAGCAUGGCCGCUUGGAGGGCUGCCUGAAGGGGGUGCGCCUAGGCCACAAGUGCUUCCUGCUCUCGCGCGACUUCGAGGCUCAGGCAGCGGCGCAGGCGCGGUGCGUGGCGCGGGGCGGAAGCCUGGCGCAGCCGGCGGAUCGUCAGCAGAUGGAAGUGCUUACUCGCUAUCUGCGCACGGCGCUUGCCCCCUACAACUGGCCCGUGUGGCUGGGUGUGCACGACCGCCGCGCCGAGGGCCUCUACCUCUUCGAGAACGGCCAGCGCGUGUCCUUCUUCGCCUGGCACCGCUCCCCCAGCCCCGAGCCCGGCGCCCGGCCCAGCGCCACGCCGCACCCGCUCAGCCCCAACCAGCCUAACGGCGGCGCGCUCGAGAACUGCGUGGCGCAGGCCUCGGACUACGGCUCCUGGUGGGACCACGACUGCGAGCGGCGCCUCUACUAUGUUUGCGAGUUCCCCUUUUAAGCGGGCCCGGCCCCCCGCCUCUCCACUCCAUCCCACCGUCCGCCCUUUGUGGCCGAUCCCUGGGGGGGCUCCUGCGGGGCCGGGACCCCUUCCUUGCCUGUCUUUCCUGGAAGCGGUGGGCACCAGGCUAGGUCCGGCGCCAAUAAAGCCUUGUGGAAUCUGACUUGA
Orcinus orca (killer whale) is the source of this 2348-nucleotide messenger RNA. It is a transcript of the gene CLEC11A, whose product is annotated as C-type lectin domain containing 11A. Lineage: Eukaryota; Metazoa; Chordata; Mammalia; Artiodactyla; Delphinidae. The transcript is spliced from 4 exons. The record is from RefSeq and is a predicted model, not a curated record. The coding region runs from base 1206 to 2180 and encodes 324 amino acids.